Molecule: messenger RNA, 2242 nt
Organism: Bemisia tabaci
Lineage: Eukaryota; Metazoa; Arthropoda; Insecta; Hemiptera; Aleyrodidae
Product: testicular acid phosphatase homolog
Biological process (GO): dephosphorylation
Molecular function (GO): phosphatase activity
Source: RefSeq, a predicted model, not a curated record
UAUGCACGAAAACUUGCGGGCGAUGAUGAGAAAGCUUGAUGAUUUUUUCAAGUGGCUUCAGUUCACUGAUGUAGGCCUUGUUUCUUCACAGACUUUGUGCAUUGUAUCAUUUUAGCCUUGCUUCAAUUUUGCCUCCGUCCCCUUCAUAAAUUAAGCACUUGUGAAUUUCAGAUUCAUUAUCAAUUUUUUUUUUUAUUUUUUUACUCGGCAGAAGGGAUAGUUAAUUUUUUUUUUUUGCUCGGCAGAAGGGAUAGUGAUUGGGGUCUCAAUUAUGCAUGGCAUUAAGCUUCCAAAAACGAGAUUUUGUUUGGUGAUCUUCCUCAUUGUUUCGACUGGAAUCGCUUGUGUGGUUGGAAUAUAUUUACUGCAGCGCUUUCCCGCAGCAAAGUCGACUCUCCGCUUCGUAAGCAUCAUUCAUCGGCAUGGAGAGCGAUCUCCGAUGAAUAACUAUCCGAAUGAUCCGUAUAAAGGAGAAUCGUUUUGGCCGGAGGGGCUCCACGUUUUGGUGCAGAGAGGAAAAGAGAGCAUGUUUGAAUUGGGACGCUUCUUGCGUCACAGAUACGAUGGGUUCCUCUCGGAGAUUUACAGGCCGUCUGAACUUUCGGUCGUUUCAAGUGACUUAGACCGGUGCAUAAUGAGCGCAAAUCUUGUACUUGCAGGAUUGUAUCCUCCCGUUAAAUUUCAAAAUUGGAAUCCCGAUCUGCCAUGGCAACCAGUGCCGGUGCAUACCCUUCCGGAUGACUGCGAUAAUAUGAUCCAGUUCACCAAACGAUGCGACUUGUAUUCGGAAGAAAAAACAAAAGCAGAUGCUUUCAUCCAAAUGUCACUCGAUGAUGAAAAGGAGAUGCUGGAUUAUUUUUCAAGAGCAACAGGCCGAAACUUAACAACGAAUGUUGACGUUACGCAGCUUUACGAUAAUCUUCUAAUUGUGGAAUUACAUGGCAUGCCGCUACCAGAAUGGGCUCAAGGCGCUAAUCUUGGUCGACUGAAAAACUUCUUUGACCGCGACUGCAUACUGUACUUCCUAACACCGGAGAUGAUACACCUUCGGUCAGGUGUUAUGCUGAAUGAAAUGUUGGUUAACAUGAAGAGGAAAAUAGAUGCCAAGAUUUUGGAACGGCGGUUCAAUCUGUACUCAGCCCACGAUACAACGAUAGCCAGCAUCUGGCGGGGCAUGAAUAUAAGCCGAGAAAUUAAAGAGCAACCUCAGUUCGGAGCUGCUCUCAUCCUGGAACUACACGAAAUCAGGAGCGAAUAUUAUGUAAAGAUUUUGUACAAAGAGAGUAGCGCUGUCGAAACUCUUUCAGUUUUGAAGACAGGUGGUUGCGAGGAGGACCAACCCUCAGAGGAAGAUGGAAUGUGCGCUUUCAGCACAUUUUCAGCUGCUCUGGAACCGGCAACCAUCGCAGACUUCGAAAAGGCGUGUCGAAUAACGAGUUGACACGGGCACUUUUUCUUCUAAACAGAAAAAUACGUAGUUUCUCCUCUUCAUCCAGCUCCACGGCCGUCGGGAGUCAAGAUUGGACUGUCCGCUCUUACACUCACAUCCUGCUGCCAUAAAAAGAUGUUCUCUCGAAGAGCUCUCACCAAGAAGGUUCGGUACAGCUUUCGACCGAAAGCCCAUUAACUCGUGGGUAUUUUUGUCUAGUUUGAUCAUCACCUGUCAAGAGGAUAUAAAAAAAGAAAAAAAAGCGUUCUCAUGACAUUAUGAUUUCUAGGUGACGAUGGAAAGAAAAGUCGCACCCAGCAGCCGAGGGGAAGAAAAUAUGGAUUUCAAGGGUAGUAUAGUAUAUGCAUUUAUACAUAUUAGAGGCGCCCUGACAUUGCAGGCCAUUAACAAAGUUCGGCGGAAAAAGUGCGUAAUGAGCUAUUAACGUACGAAAAAACGUGUUAGGCGCCAUCCCCAGGGGACCUCGGGGAUGCACUGUUUCGCAGGUGUAGAAAGAGCGAAGACAAGAUAGCUUUCAAUUUAUCAAAGGAUCACCAAUUCCAUUAUCUGUCCGAUUGAAUGCAUUGGACACUCAAAGACAAGAACACCGACACCUUUACAGUCCGAAAAAGUCUCCUAAAAGAAUUUUCUUUGCCUUCAGGAAGUAUUCCAAUCUAAAGUUUGUCAACGUCAAAAAACGAAAAAUUUAUACGAAACAUUGCUAUACGGUAAGGGUGGAUUUCUUAUGAAAAUCUUAUCUUAGGAAACUGCUGAUGUAAGUUCAUUAAGAAAAUAAAGACUAAGAUGCUUUAA